CCGGCUUUAAUGGGUUAACCCGGUAGGCAAACCCCUAAACUUUGCUACCCAACGCCACUCACUACUCUCUGCCGCCGCCGCCACCACUCUCCACUAUCCCUCUCUCAACCGCUUGUUGCCCCUUCCCUUCCGAGAUUUAUACAACUUAAAACCCUUCGGUUUUUCUCUUUCUCUUUCAAGGUAGUUCCAAACAAGAGCGGUGGGGGUGGCCUCUGGCCCUGACCCAAUCAUUUCAGUCUCCCCAAUCGCCUCCAUCUCUAUUCUCGUUCUCAACUCUGAACCUGCCCUCUCUCUCUCUGCAACUGCAAACUACAAAAUCUACAAGAAUCAGAAGUUCAAAACCCAUAUAUUUCAGUUUAUCUGUCUGCAAGAACCAAAAGUUCAAAACCUAUUACCUAUAUCAAAACCCAUAUCGGCGUAUCAUUUCAGAUUGUUCCAAAAAUCAAAACCCAUAUCUUUCAGUUUCCAUCGCCCGCUGUUCCAGUUCGGGUUCGCCGUUCGCAAGCUUCAGCCGCUGGCCCGCUGUCUCUCAACUCUCAAGCUUGCCCCUCCCUCUCUGCAACUGCGAACUUGUAUGAUUUGAAAGACUAAUUGGUAAAUUUGGGUUGAACUUGAGUCUUGAACAAGCUGAAGGCCCUUAUCGUGGAUUAUAAUUUUUACAAUUACAGCAUCCUACGGUCCUACCAUCUUUUAGAGUGCUUUCAUCACUUCAGACUCUUAAGUAUAAAGCACAACAAAUUGGAUCAAUUGAUAUUCAAGAUUGUUUGAGUAAAGUCCUGAAAGAAACACCAGAAAUCUGAUAAGGGAAACAUGGGCAAGAGAGGACCAAAAAAGCAAGCACCUAAUGUUACCGGUGGGUCUCAGGCUUCAAUCACACUCAGAGAAGAGUCCGGUGGGAAGAAAAAGAUGACCACCAACACAAAAUUGAAUUUGAAAGUGCAGCAUAUGAAGAGCCUCGCGGUUUGGGCUAGCAGCGAUGUGUCCAUACCCUCAUUGGCUGCCUUCUUUGGUAAUCGCUUGGCUGCCUGUGGUGAGGCCACUGGAAUACCACCCGACCCAUCACUCUUUUCUUGCCAAAGGUGUGAAUCUAUUCUUCAGCCUGGUCAUAAUUGUACUGUCCGAAUUGAGAAGAAUAGAGCAAAAGUGAGGCAUAGACGCAAGAAAAUGAAUAAUUUGACACAGAACAAUGUAAUUUACAAAUGCCACUUCUGUUCACAUAGAAAUUUGAUGAGAGGGACCCCUGGAGGCCAUAUGAAAGAUAUAUGUCCAAAGGCCAAACCAUCUUUGAAGUCAGGAUCUGCGAACCCCACAUUUCAGAAGUCUGUCAGUUCCGAGAAAGCCAUGAGAAGCAAUGUUGAGAUGAAUAAGAUGGAAGAGGUUGCUUUACCAGCCAUACCCGGAGAUAAUCCUGUUUCAAGCAGUCCGGCGACUCCUUUGGUGAAACCAGUUACUACUUUGUUGGAAGGAAGAGCGAGAAAGAGGAACAGAUCAGGAGUUAAAAAGCCGGCUGCAUAUGAAAGCAGUCCUGCCGCAAAAGAUGCAGAAAUAGCUGUCAGCACGUCAAGCAAGAGGAAGAGAAAAUCGUGGACUAGUCUGAAAGAAAUUGCACGGAGCAGUGAGCGUGAUAACAGCAGAAACUUAACCAACAUACCAAUCCCGUUUUUUAUAUAGGUUGGUAGCUGAUGGUGAUGUUGCCAAAGGGGGGAAAAAACAACAGGAAAGAAAAGACAAAAAUAUAUUCACAUUUCGAAUGCUUUAGUUUUCCGUUUGUAAAUUUUGCUAUUUUAAACGUUCAAAGCAUUACUGGGCUUUCAUGCAAUGUUCCGUGGGAAAGAAAAAAAUUGAAUGGAAGGGAGGGAAGAGGGGAUGGAUAUGACAUUCAUAGGGAAGAGAUUGUGUAUUUUUUUCUUUUUGUUCCAAUGGAUAGAAGAGAAGAGAAGAGAAAAUAAGAGAAGAAACUAAUAAUUUACUAUCUUCUUUGAAAGAUAAGGAAAGAGAAAGUUUUAAUUAUUUU
Cornus florida is the source of this 2014-nucleotide messenger RNA. RefSeq lists its product as uncharacterized. The coding region runs from base 811 to 1671 and encodes 286 amino acids. Gene Ontology annotation, biological process: RNA processing. The transcript has 4 exons. Lineage: Eukaryota; Viridiplantae; Streptophyta; Magnoliopsida; Cornales; Cornaceae. The record is from RefSeq and is a predicted model, not a curated record.